Linnemannia hyalina is the source of this 1686-nucleotide messenger RNA. The record is from the annotation of a GenBank genome assembly. Lineage: Eukaryota; Fungi; Mortierellomycota; Mortierellomycetes; Mortierellales; Mortierellaceae.
AUGGCGGUGCCGAGUCCACCUACACCUAUUCCCCGAGGGCGGUUCCGCAGGGUCCACAGGGCUGUCAAAUCCGGCCUGGCAUCCACACUCCGCCCACUCCAGCAACACUACUACACCCUCUAUGACCUCCAGUACCUGUUCCUCUUUGUCCUCUUCUCCUUCUGCUUCUGGAUCAUGGACAACCCCCUCUGGUUCAAACUACCCAUCGCCCUUGCUGUCAUCGCCCUCUUGAUCCCUCGCAGGACACGCUUGUUUAUGCUACCGUUCUUUGCCCCGGCCUCCUGGCUGAUCCUCUUCUAUUGCUGCCGUUUCAUCCCCUCCAACUGGAGGCCACACAUCUUUACUUCGGUCCUCCCUGCUCUCGAAAACAUCCUCUACGGCGGAAGCAUCUCGGAGAUGCUCGCCCAGGCAACAACUCCCUUCAAGGAUAUCCUUGCCUGGAUCCCGUACGGUAUUCUUCACUAUGUGUUGCCCAUUGUCACUGCCAUCCUGAUUGUUUGCUUUGGUCCUCCAGGCACCCUCCCUGUCUUUGCAAGGACCUUUGGCUACAUGAAUGUGGUUGGUGUCCUCACCCAGAUCUUCUUCCCCUGUGCCCCUCCAUGGUACGAGACAAAGUAUGGAGGUUUUGAGCCAGCAACCUAUUCGAUGCCUGGCGACCCUGGUGGAUUGGCACGCGUGGACGACAUCCUGGGCGUCAAUAUGUACAAGGCCACUUUCACUGCCUCACCCCUCGUCUUUGGCGCAUUCCCCUCGCUGCACUCGGCCCACGCUUGGCAAUUGGGCUUCUUCCUCGUCUACAUCUUUGGCCCUCGUGCCAUCCCCUUUACCGUCCUCUACGUCUUUUGGAUCUGGUGGGCGACCAUGUAUCUCGGACACCACUACGUCGUUGAUCUUGUCGGAGGAGGAGCAUAUGCCGUAGUCGCCUUUUGGCUUGGAUCUUAUUUCUUGCCCACGCUGAUGCCCAUGACGACGUUUGAUCUGGAAAGACAGGAGAAGGGGAAGGGAAGCACGUACGACGCUGACGCCGUCCAUCCUCAGGAGAAACAGACAUUUUUGCAGGACCACCCCGAGAUGGACCAAGGAGACGAGGAUGAGGAGGAGAACGAGGGUGGCAAUGUCCAGGAGAAUAAUGUCAACGAUGUCCGCUGGAACAGCAAGAGAAACAGCAUGCUUAGCAGGAACAAGGACGUGGCUGCAUGGCAACUUGGCCCACUCUCGGAAGAAAGGGAUGUCUUUGAGUACUCGUCAUCCUCAUCUUCUUCGUCGUCUUCUGACCAUCAUGGAACUGGCUCCUUUGCACAUGGAUACAGCAUGCAGGUGGAUACGAUUGAAAUGAGCAGCGUGGUCGUGACUAUACCAGCCCUGUCUGAGCUGGAUAUCACCGAGGCACGUCAAGUCCAUUCGGAGCCAUCAUCACCAACCGGCAGUGACCACUCCUCAACAUCCUCGACCUCAUCUUCUGCAACGGUGUCAUCUUGGUCGCAAAGGAAAAAGCGCUCAUCCGCAGCAGUACUACAAAAGAACAUCAAUCGACAGUCCUGGGGCGGAUGGCAGGGAUACGAAUCGUGGGUCGAGGUCUUAACGACAAUCAACUCUUCACGAACUUCACCUAGGGGAUCUCCCAAAAGCACGCCAGCCCAGUCUCCCCGCACCUCAACGAACCAUCGUUCUGGAGCCGCGUUCUAA